AUGAAUAUUAGAUAAUUAGACAACAUCGUUUCGUGGCUUCUUUCUAAAUUCAAGUCUUCGCCCUAUAGAUGGAACGAAUAAUAAUUGAAUUCCUUUUGUGAAUCCGUUGGAUUGUAAUGGGCUGUGUCAAUAAUAACCGUAUAUGACUUCAUCAAUAUGUAGGUAUAAGCUGCCCCAAAGUAGAGAUCUUACAAUAACUAAGAGGCACACACUCAUGCUAACAAACUAUAAAUCCCUCUGUUAGAUGCCUGUACAAGAUAGUAUGAAGAAAUACUCGAAUUGUGCAAUGCUUUGGGCAUUUAUAAAUUGAUUAGUCAUUCUAUGGAUAUCAACCUUUAUUAUCAGAUUUAGAAAUUAAAGAUAUGGUCCCUUAUAGUCUUGAAAUAUCAGCAUUAUAGAGAAAUGUUUAAGAAGCAUUAUGGAUCCAAAUUCUUUUCUACUUCUAAAUGUAAGAGUUGUACUGCUGAAAUCAGUUGUGCAUGUCAGAUAUUAAACAAUUUGCUAUGUGAAAUUGAGAUCUACAUUAAAAGUAUAUAUGAGCUGCCCAGUACUCAAAAUCAAAACAGAAGAUGUUCGAUGUAUAUAAGUUCAGACAUAAUCAAUUUAUUGUUGAAAUCUAUUUCGCAUCUGCCUUCAUAUGAUUAAUAACCUCUAUUUUGGGACAUGGAUGAUAUUAAAGUUCUAUUGCAUGUAAUUAAAUUCCAAGAUUAUUACUAAUUGCUAUUCUAAAACUAAAUAGACGGAUUCAUUCUACUAAUUUUGGUCAAUCCCCCUUUUAAGGGAGACAAUUUAUUUUUAAAAUGUUUAUUGAUGAGUUAACAAAAUUAAACACAGAAAUCAUAAAACUUACUCUAUUAAAAUCGAUAAAGUAUGGUCAGAAAUACAAUGUAGACAGCAAGCAAGUAUCAUUAAAUAAAUUAAUUUCUUCAUUUAUUACAUUAUUUAUUACAGAUAUUGAGUUUAGCUGCUUACAAAAACUAGGAAUCAUACACUGAAUACAAACAAUUGGGAUAAAGAAAAGUAAGUCAAAUCAGAUGGAUAUCCUUAUACUAUUUUACAAAAGACUCUCAAGUCGGUUAAGCCAAUAGAAAAUCAACACUUACUGAUUAAUUUAUGAGAUCAUCAAAAUCAUAUGGAAAUGUUGAAGGCCAAAUGAAAAAUAGGAAUAAAACUGAGACUUUGGAUUAAUUUGAAAUUAAGAUUAUGGUGACCGAUCAAAGUUUAGAAUAGAUUAAAAAAUAGUUUAGUCAGCCUAAUGUUACACACUCUGCCUAAACAUCACCAUAUGUUUAGAGAGAUACAAAUUGGAUUAAGUUUAAAAAUUAAACUGUUAAUUAAUUUAAUGUUGAAGAUAGUGUUAAUAAUAGAAGUAGUUCAUUUUUGAUACCAGAUACUGAUGGCAAUACAAUUGAACAAGAAAGGGAUAGACUGAAUACAGAAACCCAUGUUUAAAUUGAAGAAGACAUAUUAUCAGGGAGUAACGUUAAUCAGUCAUAAGAAGAACAGUCAUAAUAAUUAUCUAAUUAGGAAGAAGAACAGCAAGAACUUAGUGAUUAAAUGCAAUAAUCAGUUGCAUUCAUGGCAUAAUCAAUAUUAAUUUAAUAAUCUUAAUUAUUAUAAUAACAAUAACAAUAAUAAUAAUAAUAAUAAUAAUAAUAAUAAUAAUAAUAAUAAUAAUAAUAAUAAUAAUAAUAAUAAUAAUAAUAAUAAUAAUAAUAAUAAGAUAUGGGUGAAUCUGUUAUAUUAGGUUAAGCUACAGUGAUGUCAUAAUCUACAAUGUUGCAGUAGUCAGUAAUGAUUUAAUAACCAACAACGAUGUAAUAGUCAGUUAUGAUGUAAUAAUCUGUUAUAAUGUAAUAAUCAACAAUGAUGCAAUAAUCAACGAUGCUAGAAAAGUCAAUCUAAAUACAAUAAAUAAUUGAAUAAUAAGAUAAUUAACGAAUUUAAUAAUAAAGAUCAAUCAAAGAAAAGAUAUUGGAAAGAAUAGAAAAAUUAACUCUUUAGCCAUUGUUUGAUUUAUUUUAGCUUUAAUCAUAAACCCACUUGAAAUUGAAAUGUGACGAGCAAUAAAAAUUAAAAGUUGUAAAUAUCUAAGGAGCAAGUUUUGGCAGGAAUGAAGAUUGCACGUUUGCCUUUACAGAUCAUUCUAAAAUUAGCAGCAAACAUUGCUAAAUAUAUUAUAAAGAUAAGACAUUUUAUUUGGUUGAUGUUGGAUCAAAAGGUGGUACUUUUAUAAAAAUAAACCAUAAUUUUGUAAUUGAAAAAGAUAUGUCAGUGUAUAUAGGAAAUCGAUUUGCAUUUAAAAUAAUUGACAUUAACACAGAGACAGGAUUCUUGGAAGUCAGAUAUGAGCAUGAAGGAACAGCAAAGCACAAAUAAAUAUAAUUAAAAAGAGGUGAUAAGUUUUUAAUAGGGAGAGAGAAAUCUAAAAAUAAUUUUACAUUUAUGCAUUCUUAGUAAGUUUUAUCAUAAAGAAUAUUAGAUGCAACAGAUUAAUGA
Molecule: messenger RNA, 2499 nt
Organism: Paramecium tetraurelia
Lineage: Eukaryota; Ciliophora; Oligohymenophorea; Peniculida; Parameciidae
Exons: 5
Biological process (GO): intracellular signal transduction; positive regulation of apoptotic process
Cellular component (GO): nucleus
Molecular function (GO): protein serine/threonine kinase activity; protein binding
Source: RefSeq, a predicted model, not a curated record